Zalophus californianus (California sea lion) is the source of this 1541-nucleotide messenger RNA. RefSeq names its product XK related X-linked (gene XKRX). Lineage: Eukaryota; Metazoa; Chordata; Mammalia; Carnivora; Otariidae. The coding region runs from base 1 to 1350 and encodes 449 amino acids. The record is from RefSeq and is a predicted model, not a curated record. Gene Ontology annotation, cellular component: membrane. The transcript is spliced from 3 exons.
AUGGACCGAGUUUAUGAAAUUCCUGAGGAGCCCACCGUGGAUCCAGUUUCAUCUCUGGAGGAAGAUGUCAUCCGUGGAGCCAACCCUCGAUUUACCUUUCCAUUUGGCAUCCUCUUCUCCACCUUUUUGUACUGUGGGGAGGCUGCAUCUGCCUUGUACAUGGUCAGAAUCUACCGAAAAAAUAGCGAAACCUACUGGAUGGCAUACACCUUAUCCUUCUUUAUGUUUUCAUCCAUUAUGGUCCAGUUGACCCUCAUUUUUGUUCACAGAGAUCUGGCCAAAGACAAGCCGCUGUCAUUGUUUAUGCAUCUAAUCCUCUUGGGACCUGUUAUCAGAUGUUUGGAGGCCAUGAUUAAGUACCUCACACUGUGGAAGAAAGAGGGGCAGGAGGAGCCCUAUGUCAGCCUCACCCGAAAGAAGAUGCUAAUAAAUGGCGAGGAGGUGCUGAUAGAAUGGGAGGUGGGCCACUCCAUCCGGACCCUGGCUAUGCACCGCAAUGCCUACAAACGUAUGUCACAGAUCCAAGCCUUCCUGGGCUCAGUGCCCCAGCUGACCUAUCAGCUCUAUGUGACUCUGAUCUCUGCAGAGGUUCCCCUGGGUAGAGCUGUGCUAAUGGUCUUUUCCCUGAUCUCUGUCACCUAUGGGGCUACCCUCUGCAAUAUGUUGGCUAUCCAGAUCAAGUAUGAUGAAUACAAGAUUCGCCUUGGGCCGUUAGAAGUCCUCUGCAUCACCAUCUGGCGGACAUUGGAGAUCACUUCCCGCCUCGUGAUUCUGGUGCUCUUCUCAGCCACCUUGAAACUGAAGGCUGUGCCCUUCUUAUUGCUCAACUUCCUGAUCAUCCUCUUUGAGCCCUGGGUUAAGUUCUGGAGGAGUGGUGCCCAGAUGCCCAAUAACAUUGAGAAAAAUUUCAGCCGGGUUGGUACCUUGGUGGUGCUGAUCUCCAUCACUGUUCUCUAUGCGGGCAUCAACUUCUCUUGCUGGUCAGCUUUGCAGUUGAAACUGGCAGACAGGGACCUCGUUGACAAAGGCCAGAACUGGGGGCACAUGGGCCUGCACUAUAGCAUAAGGUUGGUAGAGAACGUGAUCAUGGUUUUGGUUUUCAAGUUCUUUGGAGUCAAAGUGUUACUGGAUUACUGUCCUUCCUUGAUUGCUUUGCAGCUUAUCAUUGCUUAUCUGAUUUCCAUUGGCUUCAUGCUCCUUUUCUUCCAGUACUUGCACCCAUUGCGCUCACUCUUUACCCACAACGUAGUGGACUACCUCCAUUGCGUCUGCUGCCACCGGCACCCUCGGGGCAGGAUUGAGAACUCAGAGCCAUCCUGUGAUGCUGAAGCAAGGCAAAGCAUUGUCUGAGAUUCUGUCUUCUGGGUCUUUUGGGAUAGGCUGGGGGUGGCCAAGAGCAACUUUGAAACUGAAUGAGAGGAUGAGGCUCAUAGGUGAGUACCCACUGGGACAUUUUCUUGAAUUUUCUGGUAAGCCUCUAAGAAGAAAGGGCAGCUCCCAAAUAGGAUUUAUUUCCUUAAGAUUGACUGCUAUGUUUGGAA